This is a messenger RNA of Kwoniella shivajii, 1920 nucleotides long. RefSeq lists its product as uncharacterized. The record is from RefSeq and is a predicted model, not a curated record. NCBI's taxonomy places the organism in Eukaryota, Fungi, Basidiomycota, Tremellomycetes, Tremellales, Cryptococcaceae. Gene Ontology annotation, molecular function: DNA-binding transcription factor activity, RNA polymerase II-specific; RNA polymerase II cis-regulatory region sequence-specific DNA binding. The transcript is spliced from 2 exons. Gene Ontology annotation, cellular component: chromatin. Gene Ontology annotation, biological process: regulation of transcription by RNA polymerase II. Bases 1 to 1920 code for a protein of 639 amino acids.
AUGAGUUUUGCCAAUCCCGACGAUAGAUCUUACGGUGGAGGGUAUUAUCCCCGUGCACCAGGGUCAUCUCAUGGACCUCCUCCUCCUCAACAGCAAGCUCAACAUAGCUCAUCUCCCGAACAAAGACUUCAUUCUUCUGGAGGAUACAAAUCAACUUCUGCUCCUCAUGAAUCACCUUCUCAGUCUGUUUAUCAGAAUGAUAUCGGUCCUCCUCCAGGCUCAUCUCAUGGUUAUCCACCUCAACCAAUCACUCCUCUGAGCGGACAAGCUUAUCCACCUGGUCAACCCCCAUCAGGGGGUUACUACGGUAUCACACAAACCCCUCAAUCAGACCCUUCACAACCUGCUGUCAUUCCUUCUCCUCCACUCAGUAGCAACGGUCGACCGACCAGUGCGAAUUUCACCCCGGAUGGAAUCCCCAUCGUUCCUGUAGGAGUAUCAGGUGGUAAAAUGUUUAGAUGCAGAGGAUAUGGAGAGUGUGAUAAAGUUUUCACAAGGAGUGAGCAUUUGGCUAGGCAUGUUAGAAAACACACCGGUGAACGUCCCUUCCCUUGUCAUUGCGGUAAAGCCUUUUCUCGUUUGGACAAUCUGCGACAACAUGCUGCUACUGUUCAUGCCGAUCAAGCUCCUCUGAAUGACGCGAUGCUUGCUUCCCUCGCCUCCGUACAUGCCACUCUGUCGCAACGAGCUAACAGGGAACAAAGAAAACGCGGCGAAGUAGUGGAAGUACCAAAGAACGCUGUAGAAAGACCUCGGCAUAGCGAAUACAGGGCUCAGAAAGCUUCUCCAGGUGCUACCGGUCAGCCUCCUGAUUCUCCUUAUACUCAAUAUCCCCCUGAACAUCAGUGGAACGUACCACCGCCUCAACAUACCAGACCAAGAACGUCGGGAUAUGACUAUCCACCUUACGGUACAGAAGGUCCGCCUCUACUAGACGAUGCUGGACCAUCCCGUCGGCCAGCCUCUUCAGCGGGCUACGGCUAUCAACAACCAGCAUAUUAUGAACAAAAUGCCAGACCUCCUACAGCACCUGGUACAGCAUCUUCAUCUGAUUCAAUGAGCCAAUUGCCAUACCCAUAUCGACCAAUGUCAUCACAUGGCCGUGAUUUACCUGUUCCAAGUCAUUACGCAGAAUCAGAACCUCCCUCUACCGCUCACGGCCCUCCUCAAUCGCCCAUGUACUCCAAUGUCCCUCAAGCUCAAUGGUCAUCACCUCCUCCACCUCAUUCAGCCUACCCACCCCAAGAUACAAGUGCUUACCCACCUCCAACAGCAGAAGGAUACGCCUAUCCUCCACCUUCUUCCCACGGAUCUUACCCCCCUCGGGAGGAAGUAUACAACUACCCUCCUAAUUGGACUCCUCAACAACAGUACAGUAAUAUCCCACCACCACCUCCAACAGCUGGCGGAUAUCCACCAACUUAUAACCAACAGCCACCUGAAUCACCGUUCCAGUAUAACGCUCCUGCUCCUCAAGAUCCCAAUUAUCCUCCUUCAUCGUACGGAUACGAAACACGAAAAAGACGUGUCGAAGAAGGCGGUGAACCUGAUUCAAGGAAACAUCCUAGACAACAUGAUGAGCCACAAAAUUUGAACGCUGUGUUGGAAGUACCUAGAGAUCCAUCAUGGUUACCACCUACCACCGAGCGUAGAUCGUCACUUGCCAUCUCAGCUUUACUAGGCUCUCCUCAACAACCCUCCAGAUCAAGGCCUGUCACUGCAGGUGGUGACGUGUAUGAUCAUGCUCAAGCAGCUUACCAAGCGAGCCAGAGCUAUAACCAAGGAGGCUCACAGAGUGUGCCUCCGACUCCAGCAAUCAAUGGAUCUGGCUCGAGAAAAGGGAGAGACGAUGCUGCAGUAACGGGGGAUGAUCAAAGUAUGGAAGAAAAAGCUAAAGCUCUGUUAGGUCAAGGUAGAUAA